Molecule: messenger RNA, 2282 nt
Organism: Cicer arietinum (chickpea)
Lineage: Eukaryota; Viridiplantae; Streptophyta; Magnoliopsida; Fabales; Fabaceae
Product: pentatricopeptide repeat-containing protein At1g14470-like
Biological process (GO): RNA modification
Molecular function (GO): RNA binding; protein binding
Source: RefSeq, a predicted model, not a curated record
UGUUCAGGGAAUUGAAGAAUCAGAUCACAAAAAACCCUUAAACAAUUAUUUAGCUCUCUAAAUACAACUUGGCCAACCUCUUCCACUGUUUACACAACAAAAAAUUUAGCUUUAGGCCUUGUAAUAUGUUGCACCGAUCCUGAUAAGAGUCGGAAGAAGUAAUAUUUAUUGGGAUAAAACAUUGUGUCAUAUUUGAGAAUUUAAAGUUCAUCUAAAUUCAGAAUAAUCUAAUUUACAUACUUGGAUUGGACAUAAGCUUCUAAAAAGGGCCAACAAGAAUAACAGACUAAAAUGUUUUGAAGCAAAUUAUUCUGCAUGUGUAUCAGAAGAAGCAAACAAUCAAGAGAUAGUGCAUAGUGGCAUGUCACCAUUGAACAACAAAAACAUAGUAAACAAAAUAACCAAUCUCCAUUGUCUGAGACAGCUCCAUGCACAACUGCUCCACCAUUCUCUUCACCACCAAAACCAUUGGGUGUCUUUUCUCCUUACCCAAUGCACACGCCUCCUUGCACCCUCAACCUACACCUCUCACAUUUUUCAUCUAACAACUCACCCUGAUGCACGUGUCUUCACCUCCAUGCUCAAAUACUAUUGCCAAAUUGGAAAAAAUGAAACCAUGUUCUUUCUUUCUCAUGUACUGAAAUUGGGACAUGACCGUGAUCAUUAUGUUCGAAAUGUAAUUUUGGGCAUACGUGCAAAAUAUGGACCUAUUGAGCUUGCUAGGAAACUGUUCGACGAAAUGCCUGACAGAACAGUUGCUGAUUGGAAUGUGAUGAUUUCUGGAUACUGGAAGUGGGGGGAUGAAGAGGAAGCAAGUAGGCUUUUCAAUGUGAUGGGCGAGGAGGAAAUAAGGAGGAAUGUUAUUACAUGGACCACCAUGGUUACUGGGUAUGCAAAGAAGAGGAAUUUGAAGACUGCAAGGAUGUAUUUUGACAAAAUGCCAGAAAAAAGUGUGGUAUCUUGGAAUGCAAUGCUAUCAGGAUAUGCUCAAGGUGGGGAACCACAAGAGGCUGUGAAAUUGUUCGAUAACAUGCUUAGCUCUCAAAAUGUCGAACCAAACGAAACAACAUGGGUAACUGUUAUAUCAUCUUGCUCGUCUCUUGGUGACCCUUGUCUUUUGGAGUCGAUUUUCAGAAAGCUAGAUCAUAGAAUGGGUUUCCGCUCGAAUUAUUUUGUCAUGACUGCAUUGCUUGAUAUGUACGCAAAAUGCGGGAACCUCGAGGCAGCUCACAAGAUUUUUGACCAAUUGGGUGUGUAUAAGUUCAAGAGUUCUGUUCCGUGGAAUGCCAUGAUUUCAGGUUAUUCAAGAGUAGGGAAUUUAUCUUUAGCAAGACACUUCUUUGAUAAGAUGCCACAACGAGAUAUCGUCUCGUGGAAUUCAAUGAUUGCUGGUUAUACUCAAAAUGGUGAGUCAUUGAUGGCGAUCGAGUUGUUCGAGGAAAUGAUCUCUAAUGAAGAUUCAAAACCAGAUGAGGUGACUAUGGUUAGUGUCUUUUCUGCUUGUGGACACCUUGGAGAGCUAGGUCUGGGUAAAUGGACUGUGAGCAUCCUCAAAGAAAAUCACAUCCAACUUGGCAUUUCAGGAUACAACGCUUUGAUUUUCAUGUACUCAAGAUGUGGGAGCAUGGAAGAUGCCGCAUUAAUAUUUCAAGAAAUGGCAACCAAAGAUUUAGUUUCCUACAACACAUUGAUUUCAGGAUUUGCAGAGCAUGGGCAUGGAAUGGAAAGCAUCAAGCUACUGUCAAAAAUGAAAAAUGACGGUAUUGAACCCGACCGCAUAACAUAUAUUGGUGUGCUAACUGCAUGCAGUCAUGCCGGAUUAUUGGAAGAAGGUCAAAAAGUUUUUGAAUCAAUCAAAUUUCCUGAUGUACACCACUAUGCUUGUAUGAUUGAUAUGUUGGGUCGAGUUGGUAAAUUAGAAGAAGCUAUCAAAUUGAUUCAAAGCAUGCCAAUGGAACCCCAUGCAGGAAUUUAUGGAUCUCUUUUAAAUGCUACUAGCAUUCAUAAACGAGUGGACCUUGGGGAGCUUGUUGCAGCUAAACUGUUCAAGGUCGAGCCACAUAAUUCUGGAAAUUACAUGUUGCUUGCUAACAUAUAUGCUUUAGCUGGUAGAUGGAAAGAUGUUGACAAAGUUAGGGAUACAAUGAGAAAACAAGGAGUGAAGAAAACAACUGCAUGGAGCUGGUUGGAGCAUAACUCAUAAGUUAAUUGUGGAAAAUACUACCUAUUAGUGGUGUGUGUGUGUGUGUUUAUAAAUAAUAAUUAUUCAAAUAUUAUUGUUA